Messenger RNA from Diospyros lotus (date-plum), 1889 nucleotides. Its product is annotated as putative polyol transporter 1. Bases 34 to 1578 code for a protein of 514 amino acids. The transcript has 3 exons. Lineage: Eukaryota; Viridiplantae; Streptophyta; Magnoliopsida; Ericales; Ebenaceae. The record is from RefSeq and is a predicted model, not a curated record. Gene Ontology annotation, cellular component: membrane. Gene Ontology annotation, biological process: transmembrane transport. Gene Ontology annotation, molecular function: carbohydrate:proton symporter activity.
UCUCUCUCUCUCUCUCUCUCUCUCUCUCUCGGCAUGGUUUCUGGAGUGCGGACUGAUGUUAAUCGUAUUCCAGAUUUCGAUCCCCCACAGAGACCAAAACGAAACAAGUAUGCCUCUGCCUGUGCCAUUUUGGCCUCCAUGACUUCUAUCUUAAUGGGCUAUGAUAUUGGGGUGAUGAGCGGAGCCGGAAUUUUCAUCCAGGACGACCUAAAGAUCUCCGACGUGCAGCUCGAAAUCCUGAUGGGCAUCAUCAACCUGUACUCCCUGCUUGGUUCCGCCGCCGCCGGCCGGACCUCCGACUGGGUGGGCCGCCGCUACACCAUCGUGAUAGCGUCCGCUAUCUUCUUCGUGGGAGCGCUCCUCAUGGGCUUCGCCACCAACUACGCCUUCCUCAUGGUCGGCCGAUUCGUCGCAGGCAUUGGCGUCGGCUACGCCCUCCUCAUUGCCCCCGUCUACACCGCCGAGGUCUCGCCGGCGUCUUGCCGGGGCUUCCUCACCUCCUUCCCGGAAGUCUUCGUCAACAUCGGAGUUCUGCUUGGAUAUGUAUCAAACUAUGCGUUCUCGAAGCUCCCGUUGGACCUAGGAUGGCGAUUCAUGCUCGGAGUCGGCGCGAUUCCUUCGGUGUUCUUGGCCGUCGGUGUGUUGGCGAUGCCGGAAUCGCCGCGUUGGCUAGUUUUACAAGGCCGACUCGGCGAUGCAAGGCGAGUUCUCGACAAGACGUCGGAUUCCAAAGAGGAGGCUCAACUCCGGCUGGCUGACAUCAAGGAAGCCGCCGGCAUUCCGGAGGAUUGCAACGAGGACGUGGUUCGGAUGACAAAGCGUAGCACCGGCCAGGGCGUAUGGAAAGAGCUCUUCCUUCACCCGACGCCGACCGUCCUUCACAUCCUCAUCGCCGGCGUCGGCAUCCACUUCUUCCAGCAAGCAUCCGGCAUUGACACCAUCGUGCUCUACAGUCCUAAGAUCUUCGAGAAGGCCGGCAUCACAAGCAAGUCCGAUAAGCUCCUCGCCACGGUUGCCGUCGGGUUCUCAAAGACCAUCUUCAUCCUCGUCUCCACCUUCUUGCUGGAUCGGGUCGGGCGGAGGCCAUUGCUUUUAAGCAGCGUGGGGGGAACGAUCGUGUGCCUCGGGGGUCUAGGAACUUCCCUGACGAUCAUAGAUCACUCAGAGCAGAAGUUGAUCUGGGCCACCGCUUUGGCAAUUCUUGCGACGCUAUCAUACGUGGCCUGUUUCUCGAUCGGCAUGGGGCCCAUCCCGUGGGUGUACAGCUCAGAGAUUUUUCCGCUGCGGCUGCGCGCACAGGGGACUAGCAUGGGGACGGGCAUGAACCGGUUGAUCAGCGGGAUCAUAUCAAUGACGUUCCUCUCGCUCUCUCACGCAAUCACGAUGGGGGGGGCCUUCUUUCUCUUCACGGGAAUGGCUAUGAUCAGCUGGGUAUUCUUUUUUACGCUACUCCCUGAAACACAAGGCAAAACCCUUGAAGAAAUGCAGGGCUUGUUUGGGACCUUCUUCAAGUGGAGGUCCACGGCGUGGGAAUUGGAGAUGAAGAAGCAGAAGCGACCCCUAUUAGCAGCUGAAUAAUAAUACGUGAAUUACUAAUAAGGGAAGCGACUUAACAAUGAGAGUAAAGUUAAGGCUCAAGCUUAGGCUCAGGUUCAAGUGGGAAGUAGUAGCAUUGAAAGGGUUAUGGGUGUCCAGGGGAUGAAGGGACGACAAUCCUUUGACAUUUAACCAAACUUAUUAUUAGCAUUUAAUUGGUGCCAUGUGUUGAAAUUUGAUUUGAGAAUGAUAGGCGUAUGCAACGCAUUGCUUCUGGUAGCCGCUGCUCCAUCUAAAUUAUCAAUUACUUGUACAAUUCAUUCAACAAGUACGGUGUCAAUUUCUUUUUUAAA